CUCGUGUCUGUCAGAUUUGCAUCCGCCCUAGCGUGUGUCAUUCUCACCACCGGCUUGGUCCCCCACCCCCUGGCUCUCAUUUACCCAUUCCUUCCUUCCCUCCCUUCCACCGCCACGUUCUUUCCCACGUUCUGUCCCCCAACCCUUAUCACACAACACCCCCGACCUUACCGAAGCAACAUCCUCAACACACACACACCUUACCUGUAUCGCCUGAUCCGAUCCCCUUCCCUGAUCUCCUCCCUCAUCUUUACGCAACCCGACCAAACCUGCCCUCGGAAUAAAUAUAAAACCCAAACCAACCGCCGUCACCGUCAUCGCCACCAUGCCUAGCUCGAUCGUCUCAGCCGAUUCCUCCAGACCAAUGCUCGUGAGUCCCAGUCCAGCUUACCGUCCGCGAUCUUCUUCUUCUCCAUAUCCUCGUCCUCGUCCUCGUCCGCUCACCAUGAUUUCUUCUUCGCCGUCCCAGACCCAGCGCGACUCGACCGAUUCCAACACCAUCAACGAGAUCGACGAGGGUCUCCGCAGACUCGAUGAUCGCAGAUUAGUCCAGCAGCGCUUUGUGCCCACCGAGCAGAAGACGGAGAUGCUGCAGAAACUGGCUCUGGGCGCAAAGGUGGAGCGCGCUCUGAGGUGGAGGAUGGAGGGACAGGAUUAUGUCCCCAGACUACCGCGCGCGAAGUCGGGUUAGACGGUCGUCACGAUGAGAGAGGGUGGAUCGGCGAGGGAGGGAGGUAGUGGAUGUAUGGGUUGUUUUCUCAUCCGCCCGCCUCCCCUCCCCUCCCACAUACCUAGAUUCUGGAUCAUGAUGCUCAUCACCUACCUACUCCUGCCUCAUAUAGGGGUUAGGGGAUGACAAACUUUCGACAUUCGCUUUUUUUUCCCUCGUUUUAUUGGACUGGGCCGGACUGGACUACGAAAGGCAUUACGCGUGUGAUUUUGCAAGUAAAAAAGUCAGACGGGUUUUGGCGUUGGGAAGGGUUGUUUUUUUUUUUUGUUGUUGUCGUCUAUGCCUGCGCGAUUAUUCUCAUGAUCUUCUCCUUUUUUCGUUCUGAUUACCCUGCUGCCAUUUUUGUUUGAUUUGAUUUACACCUACUUGUAGUUAUGACUCUUCUGCGAGUCUGCGGGAGAGAUGGAAUACUGUUUGAAUAUACUACGUUUGAAUUUUGGGA
Tricharina praecox is the source of this 1172-nucleotide messenger RNA. RefSeq lists its product as uncharacterized. The record is from RefSeq and is a predicted model, not a curated record. Bases 326 to 691 code for a protein of 121 amino acids. The transcript has a single exon. Lineage: Eukaryota; Fungi; Ascomycota; Pezizomycetes; Pezizales; Pyronemataceae.